GCAUCUGGCGAGAAAGAAAAGGGAAAAUAUAAAAGCAAUCAUGGCUUGUAAGUAUCAUGUUAGAUCAAUUAGCUUGCCUUCAAGAUCACAUCCUACCACACUGAGAAUCGAAGAAGAGCUGAACAAGCUCAAUAAAUGGGAGGUGUCAUCAAAUUCAGUAUCAGGGUCGAUCUCCAAUAGUCUAUCAGGACUAGAGGACUUGUACAAAUGUAUGGAUGAUUUGCUGAACUUGGCAUCAACCCAACAAGUCCUCUCUCGCCAUGAAAAUGAAAAAUGUCUCGACGAAUUAUUGGAUGGAUCUGUGAGGCUCUUGGAUGUUUGCAGCAUUGGAAGGGACAUCUUGUUGAGGUUCAGGGAACAAGUUCAAGCUCUUCAAUCCGCUUUCCGCAGGAGAAAGGGAGAUUCAAGCAUAGAAAGCAGUGUAGCUACUUUUAAUUGCUUCAGGAAGAAGAUGAAAAAGGAUACCAAAAAGUUGAUUGCUUCAUUGAAGCAAAUGGAUAACAAACUUGGGGCUUCUUCACUUCUAGAUCAAGACCAGCACCUCUCCGCGGUGAUUAGGGUGAUCAGAGAAGUUAAUGUUAUUAACUGUUCCAUCUUCCAAUCCCUCCUGAGGUUCCUGUCAACAUCAUCCAAGCCAAAACAAAGCAGGUGGUCCCUUGUUUCGAAGUUGAUAUUGCACAAGGGAGUAAUAACCUGUGAAGAGAAGCAAGAAAAUGUAAAUGAAAUAGGAACUGUUGAUGCUGCACUAAGUCAAGUGUCUGAUUCCGAGAAUGUGAAAAUUGCACAGAAGAGACUUGAGGCUUUGGAGAUGAGCAUUGAUGACCUUGAGAAUUGUUUGGAGCGUCUGUCCAGGCCCUUGAUUAAAUCAAGAGCCUCUCUUUUGAACAUAAUCUCCCAAUAAAUCAUUCUUGAUCUUCGAUACAAUCCUGGCAUCCAAAUUUUGGAGGAUCUGCUAGAGGAUUCAAUAUUCAUAUCAAGUGCUAUGUACAUGAAACGAAUUUUGUAAUUAAUACAGUGAAAUAACCACAAGGAUUUCUAUC
This is a messenger RNA of Populus euphratica (Euphrates poplar), 1040 nucleotides long. RefSeq lists its product as uncharacterized. The record is from RefSeq and is a predicted model, not a curated record. Gene Ontology annotation, biological process: root development; shoot system development. Lineage: Eukaryota; Viridiplantae; Streptophyta; Magnoliopsida; Malpighiales; Salicaceae. The coding region runs from base 41 to 901 and encodes 286 amino acids. The transcript has a single exon.